AUGACGUCAUCGCCUGAGUGGUACCACGCCGGGGAUGAGAUAUUGCAACAAAACAGAGAGCGGUGCAAGAAGGCAUGUGAAGAGUUCAAUAUAGCCAAGUAUGCCUCUCGCCGCGAGAAAGUCCGACUGUGGAGAAACAUUGUUGGUGAUACUCGGAUGCUCCCUGCAGAGGUCGCGAAUGCAAAAGAAGAUGAGGCACUCUUCGAAGAGACAGAUCCAUUCGUCGACGGUCCGAUUUCAAUCGAUCACGGGUUGAACUUCAAAGUUGGAAAGGGGACCUUUCUGAAUUUCAAUCUGCUCGUUCUUGAUACAUGCCUCAUUACCAUUGGCGAGAACGUUCUUUUUGGACCUAAUGUUGGGUUAUAUAGUGCCAUCCACCCCAUGGACCCUGCGGAGCGUCGUGGGCUCAAGGGGCCUGAAGCUGGGAAGGAAAUACACAUUGAGGACGACGUUUGGAUCGGAGCUGGUGCUACCAUUCUGGGUGGAGUGCGAGUCGGCAGAGGCAGCACAGUGGGCGCCGGCUCCGUCGUCACUAAGGACGUCCCCCCUUUUCAUUUUGUCGCCGGAAAUCCCGCGAGGGUCAUUCGACGUAUUCAAUCGACAAUGGACGGGAGCAUGAAUGACAGCAAAAUCGGAGCGGAAGAAGAUGCUUAG
Molecule: messenger RNA, 654 nt
Organism: Penicillium salamii
Lineage: Eukaryota; Fungi; Ascomycota; Eurotiomycetes; Eurotiales; Aspergillaceae
Source: the annotation of a GenBank genome assembly